Messenger RNA from Vidua chalybeata, 2874 nucleotides. Its product is annotated as SNF-related serine/threonine-protein kinase-like. Gene Ontology annotation, molecular function: tau-protein kinase activity; protein serine/threonine kinase activity; ATP binding. Gene Ontology annotation, cellular component: cytoplasm. Lineage: Eukaryota; Metazoa; Chordata; Aves; Passeriformes; Viduidae. Gene Ontology annotation, biological process: microtubule cytoskeleton organization; protein phosphorylation; intracellular signal transduction. Bases 316 to 2238 code for a protein of 640 amino acids. The record is from RefSeq and is a predicted model, not a curated record. The transcript has 7 exons.
GAUGGCGGCCGCCAUAACUCCGUGGCCGCCGUGCCCCUGGAGUGAGGCGCCCCUUCGCUGCACCUAAAUCACCGUGAGCCAUACAGGCAGAAGGGGGAGACACAAGUAAAGUUCGCAGUGUAGCCUACUGCCGACAUACCACUUCUACUACUCAGGAAAUACCUAGCCAGUUAAAGGGCUUUGCCAAGAGCAGCUCCGAAGAAAAGAGACCUAAUCAGUGGAACAGGCAGCAGCCAGCACCCCUCACUCAAGAAUAUCCUGGAACAAGCGUUAAGGAUGUACGCCUGAUGCCCGUCCCCACCUGACGGCACCGCCAUGGCCGGGGCACAGGGCUGCGGUGAGGGCAAGAUCGCGGGGCUGUACGACCUGGAGCGCACGCUGGGCAAGGGCCACUUUGCAGUGGUGAAGCUGGCCCGGCACGUCUUCACUGGGCAGCGCGUGGCCGUCAAGGUGAUCGACAAGAGCAAGCUGGCGGGGGAGGCGGCGGGGCAGCUCCUGCAGGAGGUGCGCUGCAUGAAGCUGGUGCAGCACCCCAACGUGGUGCGCCUCUACGAGGUCAUCGACACCCACGCCAAGCUCUACCUCAUCCUGGAGCUGGGCGACGGUGGGGACAUGUUUGACCACAUCAUGCGGCACGAGGGCGGCCUGGCCGAGCCGCGGGCCAAGCACUACUUUGCCCAGAUCGUCCAUGCCAUUUCCUAUUGCCACAAGCUCCAUGUGGUGCACCGCGACCUCAAGCCCGAGAACGUGGUCUUCUUCCAGGAGCAAGGGGUGGUCAAACUCACCGACUUUGGCUUCAGCAACCGCUUUCAGCCCGGCAAGAUGCUCACCACCAGCUGUGGCUCCCUGGCCUACUCGGCACCAGAGAUCCUGCUUGGGGAUGAGUACGAUGCCCCGGCUGUUGACAUCUGGAGCCUGGGAGUCAUCCUCUACAUGCUGGUGUGUGGCCACCCACCCUUCCAGGAGGCCAACGACAGCGAGACCCUCACCAUGAUCAUGGACUGCCGCUACACCAUUCCCCCGCACGUCUCGGCACAGUGCGCUGAUCUCAUCUCCAGGAUGCUGCAGCGGGACCCGAAGCAGCGAGCAUCCCUGGAGCAGAUCGAGGGCCACACGUGGCUGCAGGGGGUGGACCCGUCCCCUGCCAGCCGCUCCCUGCUGCCCCUCACCUCCCACAAGCGCGUGUCUGAGGAGGAGCAUGAGAUCAUCCUCCAGGCCAUGAUGUGCGGGAACAUCGCGGAUCGGGACACCAUCCAGGAGGCGCUGGAAGCUGACCGCUACAACCACAUCACGGCCACGUAUUUCCUGCUGGCGGAGAGGAUGCUGAGGGAGAAGCAGGAGAAGCAGGGCCACCGCCUCAGUCUCGUUUACAACCUGGCCAAGGAGGUACAGAGCAGGCCCAACUUGUCAGACACAUUUGGCUCUGCGGGCAGCGCCGGCAGCCUCCUGCCCUUCACGGAGAUAGGUGGCCUCGCUGGGGGGUCCCGGCUGCCCCCUGGAGGGGACAUUGGCGGCCGGCAGCCCACCGGGACCCUGCUGAAGGUUCCUGCCGUUGACACCACCAUCACCAAGAGCACCCCGGCCCUGCAGCAGAUCUGUGAGGAGGAAGAGGAGGACGAGGAGGAGGAGGAGAGGCCCAGCGCAAUGGAGAGGAAGAGCAGCUCUCUGAACCAGGAGCAGAUGCGAGCCUUCCUGCGCGCCCACCGCCCGCCCGGCCGCGGGGAGGUCUGGGGGCCAGGGGUUGAGCUGGGGGGCCGGGGCGGGCGCUCGGGGAUGCCCUGGGCUGGGAAGGGAGUGAGUGGGGGCCAGGGUCCCCCGGUGCUGCGGGGAAAUGGAAGUGAGCCCCCAAGGAGGGAGGAGGACACAGAGCCUGGGGGCUCCUCAGCAGAGAUCCCCAAGGAAAGGGGAGCCGUCCUGUCACCCCAGAGCAGCUCGGCUGAAGUUCCCCAGGUACUGGGGGCAGAGACAACUCCUGCCACCCUCCCAAGUCCUGCAGACACGUCCCCAGGCCAGGGGGAACAGAUCAGCCCGGCCCAGCAGUCGGUGGAGAGCUCAGGCCCUGAAGGGGGCGCAGAGAGUGUGAUCAAGCUGGACCCGGGCAAGAGCAAGGGGGGCAGCCUGCGGGACAGGCUCCUGCAGUUCCCUCUGUGCGAGAAAGCCCUGGCCUUCAAACUCCGGCCGGGCUCCAAGGAGAGCCUCUUGUCACUGGGGCAGUUCAACUGCUGCCAUGUCAUUUAAGGCCCCGGGACUGGCCCCGCUGUGGGGACUGGGAGGGCGCCCACUCCCCUGCCUUUGGUCUGUGGUGGCCGCGGGGCUAGCGGGUGGCACAGUGCCCUGCCAGCACCCGCCCCUGGAGCCCGCUAUGACAGACCAUCCCCUGGACAGGCCUGCCCAGGAUGAAGCAGACUGGGGUCCAUCCCAGCACCGGCCAGUGUGUCCCCAAACCUGUGGGACAUCUCCAUGACCCUGCCGGAAUGGGAUGGACCACAACACUUUUUUAACUACUAGAAAUAAUUUUUUUAAAUAGUCUAUUUUAAUGUAAUUAAAUAGAGAUUGCUAUAUCCUCCCCAGACCCCUCAGUGCCCCAGCCCCACAGUGUGCAUGGCCCGGGGCUGGGCUGUCCUGCCUGCAGCCCCCCCACCAGCCCUGGUCGGGGCCAGGCACAGCCUGGCCCAUGACCCCAGGCUGUCCCCUGGGCCCUCCCUGCAAAUAAGCUUCCUAUUUAUUAUCUCUUUGUUUUCUUGCUGGCAAGAAAUGAAUGACGACGGAGGCAUGGGCCGGAGCUCAGCCUGAGCCGUGGCACAUGCGCCUGGAAGGAUCGGAGCCGCUGGGAAGCAAAGUUUGUCAGGACAAUAAAAUAAGCUCGUGGGUUGA